Amborella trichopoda is the source of this 2181-nucleotide messenger RNA. The record is from RefSeq and is a predicted model, not a curated record. Lineage: Eukaryota; Viridiplantae; Streptophyta; Magnoliopsida; Amborellales; Amborellaceae.
UCUUCUCAUUCAAUUUUUUUUUCUCUGUUUGUUUCUAUAGUCUUCUCUAGUUAUCUGAUGAGUUGGGAUGUAGUCCAAUCAGGAAAAAAAGUUACGGUUACACUUUCAGAAACUUUUUUCCCCUUAAAAAGUUGGAAGGGUAUCAUUUCUAUCUUGUUUUGAAGCAUUAAAGGCCUCUCUCUAAACGUUGAAAGGUGUCUGUUAUUAAACUCAAAACUUAUUUUCUGGUGUUUGAAAUUUUUCCUUUUUUAUUCUUGGAGAACAAGGAUCAGGCCCUUUAUUUUGUGAAAGCAUUUGUUGUUAAGUAAAGUUAUUCACUGCACAUUUCUUUUGUCUUAUUGGGUGGGUGAAUGGGGAUCCAAAUCUUGGACAUUAUGUGUAACCCUAAUUCUACAAGCACUAAGCCUAGUGGCCCAAACCACCUGUCAUUUACUAGAUCUAUGUAUGUAUGCCUUUGGUAUUGUCCAUGAAAUGAUGGGUAUUUGUUAAUGUUAAAAACAAAAGACAUUUAUUUAUGCCAGCUCUAAGGUAGGAUUGAGGGUUUUGCUGUUUUCAUUGUUUGAUUUGGCUGAGCAUGCAUUCUCUGCAACGCAUUCUCUCAAUGUAAUUGUUUAACAUGCACACAACCUUCAAGUCAACAGUUUAAAAAAAACGUGCACACAAACUUAUCUCAUGUGCUCGUGCUGGUUGCCAAGUAUGUUAUGCUCUUCAAACAAUUUGGGGCCUUCAAAAAUCCAUUAGAGAUAUCUUUAUUCCAUUUUUGAUCAUCCUCUUCCUUUGAAAUCCCUUGGAGGAACUUUAAUUGCAUAUUCUUGGUCCCGACAUUUUCUUGAGAUGCUUGUAUUGCAGAGUUCCCCGGCAGUUGUUACUGGUUGUCUAUCUAUAAUCAAGUUUCCAACUGUGUCCAACUGCUCUUGGUUGCUACAGCUUAUGGAAUAUACUAAUCCCAAUUUUUCCUUGAUCUGUGUUGCGAAAGGCCCAAGACCUAGAUAUCCCCGUGUAUGGAAAACGAGGAAGAGAAUAGGUUCCAUAUCCAAGUCAGAGAAGCUUGUGGAAUGUGUAAGAGAUUUUCUUUAUUUACUGCAGAUAAAGGGAUUGUCAAAUGUCAAGGAAGAAGUUUAUGGGGCUCUUGAUUCAUUCAUUGCUUGGGAGUUAGAGUUCCCUCUUAUUGUAGUCAAGAAAGCACUUAAGAUACUUCAAAAUGAAAAGGAGUGGAAGCGUAUCAUCCAGGUAACAAAGUGGAUGUUGAGCAAGGGUCAAGGAAAGACCAUGGGAAGCUAUUAUACCCUACUGAAUGCUUUAAUUGAAGAUGGAAGACUUGAAGAAGCUGAGGAACUUUGGACCAAGAUAUUUUCGGAAAAUUUAGAAGGCUUGCCGCGAAUCUUUUUUCAUCUCAUCAUUUCGGUUUACUAUAAGAACAACAUGCAUGAUAAGAUGUUUGAGGUAUUUGCUGACAUGGAAGAGCUAGGUGUCAAGCCAAACAAUGCAAUUGUCGUGAUGGUUGGAGAUGAAUUUCAGAAACUGGGCAUGCUGGACAAGUACAAAAAGUUAAAAAAGAAAUAUCCACCUUUAAAAUGGGAAUACCGGUACAUCAAAGGGAAGCGUGUUAAGAUUCUUUCAAAGAACUUAAGUCAAUUUGGUGAGGAUGGAGUUAGGCCACAAAAGGAUGAGCCAAGAAGAAUGAGAGAGGAAUGUGAGAAUGCUACACUCUGUGUAUCUGACAAUGAAAAUGAGGCAUCAUCAGAUGAGGAUGGAGUUAUUCCAGAAAAGGAUGAGCUGAGAAGAACGAGAGAGGAAUGUGAGAAUGCUGCACUCUAUGUAUCUGAAAAUGAAAAUGAGGCCCUUCAAGCUGAAUCAAUAAAUGACCACAGUUUAGUAUCUUAGGUAGCGUUCAUUGUGCAUCAAGGAGAACAUAGCUAACCUAGUGCAAUUGCAACAAGCAUCCUUGCCCCUCAAUCUGGAUGAGGGCUAUGGAUGAUUGUAAUCUGGAUUGAGGUACAUGAAACUGAUAAUUAGGAGCAAGGGAGUUAUAUAUGAGGUUUUUUUGUUGCAAAUUUUGUGCAUUGUAUUUUCAACGACAUCCAUAUCAAUCCAUACUACAGAGCUUGGCGACCACUGAUCUUUAUAAAAGUGUACAUGUAUAUAUGAUUGCUAUUGAAUAUGUUCCAAUUUCUGCAGACA